UUCCAGCGACACAGAUCCUCGCCAACAUGAGUCUGCCGGCUUGCGCUUGCUGUCCUCCGGGUGCGGAGCCUCUUCGAGAGAUGAAGGACUACAAGCCCAAGCAUUCCAUGGGCACGAUCAAGGAUUUGCCAUGCUAUGUGGCGACGCCACCUGUGCCGACACAGAAAGGAGUCGUCCUCUUUGCGGACAUGUUCGGAGUGCAUACUGGCCGUCACAAGCAAUUCUGCGACAUGCUUGCUGAGAAGGGCUACCUAGCAAUCUGCCCGGAUUUCUUGGCAGGCAAGCCCUACUCCAUGUGCGCGCCCACUUACGGCACAAAUUACUGCUGCAUGCUGGAGUUUAUUUGCCUGCUCACCACCGGGACCUUCGACCGCAAGACACGGAGGUUUGCCUGGGACACCUACAUGAAACAGAAGGUCUUGGACGAGAUUCUGCCAUGGAUGAGGAGCAAGGGCGUGAGCUCUUUCGCCGCCGUGGGCUUCUGCUGGGGGACUUAUGGCGCCAUGAAGUGUGCGGCCUACCCCGAGUUCAAGUGCUGCGCUUGCUUCCACCCAUCCAACGAGGGCUUCUGCAAGGCUACGAAGGAGGAUGACCUCGAG
Messenger RNA from Symbiodinium pilosum, 599 nucleotides. The record is from the annotation of a GenBank genome assembly. NCBI's taxonomy places the organism in Eukaryota, Dinophyceae, Suessiales, Symbiodiniaceae.